This is a messenger RNA of Mytilus trossulus (common blue mussel), 1987 nucleotides long. RefSeq names its product UPF0415 protein C7orf25 homolog. Bases 120 to 1757 code for a protein of 545 amino acids. NCBI's taxonomy places the organism in Eukaryota, Metazoa, Mollusca, Bivalvia, Mytilida, Mytilidae. The record is from RefSeq and is a predicted model, not a curated record. The transcript is spliced from 7 exons.
GGUAAAUAUGACAUAUGCAGUCAACCUUCUUUCUAACGUCUGUGAAUGUUGGAACCAAAACAUUUCACUGCUGAGAUAAUUCUGUUUACAAUUUCUGGUUCAAUUAAGGAAGAAAACAAAUGGCUACAAGUAUUGUCCCUCCAUCUUCCACUGGCAUAGAACAACUGCUUGAUAUUUACAUUGAGAAUGCAGAAAGUUUGAUCACACAGUCCCAGCAACUGGAUGUAAAUGAUGCAAAGAAAUUAGAGAAAAAGUGUAGAUCUGAACUGAAAUAUCUUCACUCGCUGAAGGAACGAAAAAAAGCAAUAACCAAUCGCGACAUUAAGGUUCGAGAACAUGAUUUAAAAAGCAGCAACCUGAGUCACUUUUCUGCUAUUAUCCAUGCUGCUACCAACUUACCGAAAGUGAAAAAGAUUCUGCGUCCAUUUAGAUCUAAAGAUAGGACAGACAGCCUUGUGGUUGAUAUUGUUGCUCAAGAUGGUCGUAUUUGGGUCAAAGUGAUAGCCAGAAAAGCGCAAGCUCUUCAUCUUAUUUGGGCAGGUAGAGGUCAGUAUGGAGACCGUGAUAUUGUGCGCCAAGCUGAAGAUUAUUUGAAAUGUGCAGCUGAACAUACGAUAAAUUUUAUCGUACCUGAAGUACACUAUGCAUUUUACAACGAGGUUACUGAUGACAUGGCAGCUGCUCUUGAAGAUAUUGGUGUUAAAGUUUGGGGGAAAAGAAUACCCGUUUCUUCUGACAUUCAGCAUCUUGUAGAGAUUUCCGAAAGUUACUCUGACGAUGAACAUGACGUGAACAAUCGAAUAAAGAGUGAUUCGGACGAGGAAGAUGAUUACAAUGAAGAGGAUGAUUUUCACAUUCCAAGUGCAAGUGAAUAUAAAUCUUGUUACAAUAGAUUAAAACACUUAGAGAAAAUCGAAAUUACUCCAAAGCAAUCUGAAACUGAAGAUCUGUCAAAUGACAAUGGUAGAGAUGUUGGUCUGAUUGAAAGCAAAUCGACGUGUAUAGAGAAUGGAAAAUGUAAUAAUGUUAAAAGUACGUCGUUAACAAUCCAAUCCAAUCACGGUACUACCUUUAAUAUGUCAAAUAUCAAUGACAUAUCUCAGGACUCUUCUACAAAUAGUCUCGAUAAACAAGAUAUACUGCUACAGAUUUUAGGAAGUGCACCAACAUAUAGUUUUACAGAUGCUGUUAUACCGGAAGUGAUACAAGAAACAUCCGAUAAUGUCCUAGAAGCCAAAGGAGUCAAUCUUGACAUAACAACGAUGAUCACACUAGUAUCAAGUAUAUCACAUGGUGGUUGUAACUUCAUCUUUCGGGAAAACAUUCUCUCGCUUCAGGCCAAAGAGGAAAGAGAAUGCCCGGUACUCCCAGCCUUGCAAAAAUAUCUAAAAGGUAAGGAAAUGUAUGUGUGUAAGACGGCACUAGAUGACUUCCAGACGAUUCUUAAUACUUUGGGUGGUGAAAACGAGAAAAGUAGAGCAGCUGAACUUUUGGAAACAUGUAAAAUGGUCCCAGAUCAGCCUUCUGUAAGAUCUCAGGAUCUUCCAAAGACGGGGAAAAUAAGAGACAGAUCCAAGAUUAUAUUUGGAACUGGGGACCAACUGAAGUGUGUUACAGUAUCUGCUAAUUCAGGAUUUGUUCGAGCAGCAGAGCACCAGGGCAUUGUAUUUGCAGUAUAUCUUCACCAGUCUAGAGCACUAACAGAAAAGAAGGAACUUACGGCUGAAAAGGUCACAGAUAUAACUAAUCAAGAUUAAUAUAAUGAAAUGGUUGACCAUGGCUAGUUCUAUGUUGACUCUCUGUGAGAGGAUAUUUGUAUUAACAGGGUUGCAAUGAUUUCCCACUUUGCAUUGAAUUCAACCAGACGUCCGUUACUCAGGGUUAGUAAUGGGCUUCUGGUUCAACAAUAUAUUGCUUUUCGGUCAUAGGAAACAAUUUGAGAAUAUAUGUUUGAUAUACUGUUUGCAUUAAAACAUUCAUAAUUGGU